CAGUUUACCGGUUGCCUUCUGACCGAUCAAUCGAUCGCUGUGAGUGGAUUAUUAUUGAGAAGAUUAAAUUCAAAUAAAAAAGAAAAGAAAAUCUCAAAUCAAAUUGUGACUGCCGGAACCAAAGGAUAUUUUGUGGAUUAUUUUUCAAGCAGUUUGGGAGACAAAACAAAAACCAAAAAAACAAAAACAAACAAAAAUCAAAAAACCAUGUUGAAGUUUAUGUGUUUAUUUGCCCUAGUGGCAACAUCUGCUGCUGCCACCCACUCAGCCUCAGAGGCCGAUGGUCUAUUGACCAGUGCCCUAAAAAUGGUCAAAGAUUGUGGCGAUCGAUCAGUUGUGUUGUGUCUCAAGGAACGUGCCCUGCACUACUUCGAUACGGAGAAUGGUGAUGUGAAGUUGACGGAAGGCAUUGCUCUGGUGAAAACUGAUGACAUACCCGUGGGACGUUCGUUAAAUGAAAUUUCCUUGCCUGAGGAAAAUGAAGCGCGUGAAAAUGAGGUCGAUUCAUUGUUGGUAGAACGUAUUGCACGUUUCUUUGGCACACAUACUCUGCAGUUCAAGGUUCCCAAAGACUCCAUACAGGAUAUGCAACGUGCUUUGGAAGAAUCGCGUGGCAAGAAGAAAGAAAAGAAGAAGUAUUUGAUGCCCUUGUUAUUGCUUUUCAAACUGAAAAUGGCCGCCCUAUUGCCCUUGGCCAUUGGUUUCUUGGCCUUAUUAUCCUUCAAGGCUUUGGUCAUUGGUAAGAUUGCCCUCAUCUUAUCCUCCAUCAUUGGUUUGAAGAAACUCUUGGAGAAGAAGGAUAACUACGAAGUGGUGGCACAUCCUCACUAUGAUGAGCAUAGUUAUGGACGUGCGUUACGUGAUGCUCAAAAUCUCGCCUAUAAUGCCUACAAGAAAUAAGUUAAGGGGGUCUGGGGAUAAAUAGCAACAAUACAUAGCAUAAUGGCAUCCAGAAAAGUUAAUGUCGAAGAAAACUUGGAAAAAAAAGAACAAACGAACGAAGACAAAGACAUCCAUGGAAAAUAUCUCUAUUGGUAUUUUCUUAAGUAUUUUUGAUUUAUUUAUUUAUUUUUUGUUUUCUUUUUUAUUAUGACACAUAAGAGCCUCUGGGAGUGCAAUACAUCCUGAUUUAUUUAAUUUAUUUAUUUAAAGAGUUUUUUGUAUUUAUUUUUAAUUUAUUAAAUUAUUUAUUUCAAAUGUUAUGUUAAAGAAAAUUAUAGGAAAUCAAGCCAUGUUUUAUUUCUCGGAACAGAAAUUCCCUAACAAAAAGGGAAACUGUUUUUAGAGGAAUUCAUCAAUUGUUAUGAAGACAAAAGAAGAGCAAGAAAGAAAACCUCUACCUAUUUAUUGCUUGUUGUAUGGUAUCAUCAUCAAUAGUUUUUAAGUUUCUACCAAAAACAAAUGAACUACAAUUCAAAGACAAUAGUUUAAUAGCAUUAUUUAUGUCA
Stomoxys calcitrans (stable fly) is the source of this 1448-nucleotide messenger RNA. RefSeq lists its product as uncharacterized. The transcript has 3 exons. Lineage: Eukaryota; Metazoa; Arthropoda; Insecta; Diptera; Muscidae. The record is from RefSeq and is a predicted model, not a curated record. Bases 208 to 900 code for a protein of 230 amino acids.